AUACUAUAAUUUGUUUACGCUUCGUGUUCAAAGGCCUUCAGAAAAGCAGACGCACGAUAUAUUCACAGGGACUGGAGAACAAACCAACAUUUGGCAUGCCGUACGUGCCGCGGCGCUACGUGCUGGCCGCCGUCUUGGUGGUCGGCGAGCUGCUGAGCACCGUGUCGCUGGGCUGCCUCUCGCUGGCCGUCGUCGCGAUGGUCAGGCCCCAGAACAGCUCCUCGUCGGCGCAGGCCCACCGAUCGGGCGACGUCUGCAACCUCACCGCCGGCAACUCCAGCUCCUCCGGCGCCGGCAACAAGGUGCUCGCUGUCCGGGGUCUCUCAGCCAGCGGCGGUCCUAGAACCCGCUGUACCCUGGCCACUUGCGUUCCAUCCACAGCGGAGGUUCUGGGGCCGCGGUGUGCUGGGUCUGACAGCCAGCGGCGGCCCUAGAACCUGCAGUACUCUGGUCACUUGCAUUCCAUCCACGUCGAAGGUUCUGGGGCCACAGUGUACUGGGUCUGACAGCCAGCGGCGGCCCUAGAACCUGCAGUACUCUGGUCACUUGCGUUCCAUCCGCAGCAGAGGAUCUAGGGCCGCGGUGUACUGGGUCCGACAGCCAGCGGCGGACUUAGAACCCGCAGUACCCUGGCCACUUGCGUUCCAUCCACAGCGGAGGAUCUGGGGCCACGGUGUACUGGGUCUGACAGCUAGCGGCGGUCCUAGAACCUGCAGUACUCUGGUCACUUGCGUUCCAUCCACGUCGGAGGAUCUGGGGCCACAGUGUACUGGGUCUGACAGCCAGCGGCGGACCUAGAACCCGCAGUACUCUGGCCACUUGCGUUCCAUCCACAGCGGAGGAUCUGGGGCCACAGUGUACUGGGUCUGACAGCCAGCGGCGGCCCUAGAACCCGCAGUACUCUGGUCACUUGCGUUCCAUCCACAGCGGAGGAUCUGGGACCACGGUGUACUGGGUCCGACAGCCAGCGGCGGACUUAGAACCCGCAGUACCCUGGCCACUUGCGUUCCAUCCACGUCGGAGGAUCUGGGGCCACAGUGUACUGGGUCUGACAGCCAGCGGCGGACCUAGAACCCGCAGUACUCUGGCCACUUGCGUUCCAUCCACAGCGGAGGAUCUGGGACCACGGUGUACUGGGUCUGACACAUGGAGCUAAUAUACAGUAAUACAUCUGGAGAGGACAAGGGAAGGCCAGCAAAGGAUGCGAGGUGAAGCCGGGUAUCGGCGUUUGUUCCCUGCUUCCUACGCUGGAAGAAAACGAAAACGAGCCAAACUUGUCUCGCGCGGCGGAAAAAUCCUCCAAACUAAACUCGCAACAGCUCCGAAACUAUCAAAACAAUCAAACUGAAAAUUUUACUGGAUUAUCUGUAAACAUUCUUCCCCACACCGCUUUAAUAUUUUUUUCGAAACAUGAAUACUUUCAUUUUUAAAAAUUAAAUACCUAUUUACUGCCAAAUUUUUUUUGUGAAUACGCAGAGUAAAUUUCAACAUCGAGGAAAAAUUUUUGUUUGCAACUAUAGGUGGGGGACACCUGCGAAUGAAAUUAGGAAGAAGCUUCAAAUUUUAUUUAUAUACCACUCUAGACGCAUUCAACCCAAUACUUUUAUUUUUACAGAGAGUUGAAGUGGGAAUAAUGUUUCAGUGGGUAACACUACCGACAUAUGUCUUCGUAACGCACUUCUUUUUGUUAUUAUACUUCUCAAAUUUUAUAAUUUCAUACACAACGUUUAUAAAAAACGAAUUCUUACUUACUUCAUUUAAUCUAUUACAAAUGUCUUGUAAUAUACGUGUAUUAGUAGAAGUUAGAAGUCUUUUCAAUAUCAUGUUCAUGUUCCAGUCUACUUACUCAACCAAAGUAACGUGCAAACCUUAGCUUAACACUGGUAGAGAAUUGUUUGUAAUAACUGUAAUGCUAUGCAUAUACUGACAAUGUAAGAAACUUUCAAUUUUAUUAAUUGUUUGCAUAAGAAUUAAUAAUUUUAAAAAAUCAUAGAAUAGGCCUUUAUAGACUGAAAACCUUUCAUGUAGUUUCAAGUAGCGUACAUAAAAGUUUUUAAAUAUAUAUAAUUACCAAAUAUUGUUGAAUAUAUUUAACAUUUUUAUACAUGUUACAACACACAUAUAAUAACAAGCCUAUAUAGGAUAUAAAAAGACAGACGCCAAAUUUUAGCAUUUUGUAUUUCUUUUCUCUGUGUGAAUAAAAUAACAGUUCUUAACGUAGUUGCUAAUACAUACUGUACUAUAUUUCUAAAAAAAAAAUACGAAAACCCCUGACAUCGUCACCAUAACAAUGAUAAAUUUGCAAAAUAAUUAAGGCACGUCUUUUAAUGCUACGAAGCACACUCUUAAGAGAAAUGUUUUAAACUUAUGUUGGGAUUUAUCUAAUAUCUUAAAAGCAUUGUGAAACCGUUCCUUUGAGGGAAACCUUAAUAUA
This is a messenger RNA of Bacillus rossius redtenbacheri, 2434 nucleotides long. RefSeq lists its product as uncharacterized. NCBI's taxonomy places the organism in Eukaryota, Metazoa, Arthropoda, Insecta, Phasmatodea, Bacillidae. The coding region runs from base 96 to 434 and encodes 112 amino acids. The transcript is spliced from 2 exons. The record is from RefSeq and is a predicted model, not a curated record.